This is a messenger RNA of Manacus vitellinus (golden-collared manakin), 3276 nucleotides long. It is a transcript of the gene ZFX, whose product is annotated as zinc finger protein X-linked. Gene Ontology annotation, cellular component: nucleus. Gene Ontology annotation, biological process: regulation of DNA-templated transcription. The transcript has 7 exons. Gene Ontology annotation, molecular function: metal ion binding; RNA polymerase II cis-regulatory region sequence-specific DNA binding; DNA-binding transcription factor activity, RNA polymerase II-specific. The coding region runs from base 48 to 2432 and encodes 794 amino acids. NCBI's taxonomy places the organism in Eukaryota, Metazoa, Chordata, Aves, Passeriformes, Pipridae. The record is from RefSeq and is a predicted model, not a curated record.
UUUUCUUUACCUUCUACAGACACUCUGACUGAUGAGAGUUAAAGGCCAUGGAUGAAGAUGGGCUUGAAUUGCAGCCACAUGAGCCAAAUGCAUUUUUUGAUCCAACAGGAGCUGAUGCAGCACAUAUGGAUGGAGAUCAGAUUGUUGUGGAAGUACAGGAAACAGUAUUUGUUUCAGAUGUAGUCGACUCAGAUAUAACCGUGCAUAAUUUUGUUCCCGAUGAUCCAGACUCUGUAGUAAUCCAGGAUGUCAUUGAGGAUGUUGUCAUCGAGGAUGUUCAGUGCCCAGAUAUCAUGGAGGAGCCAGAUGUGUCUGAAACUGUCAUUAUUCCUGAACAAGUGCUGGACACAGACGUAGCCGAAGAGGUUUCUUUGGCUCAUUGCACUGUCCCAGAUGAUGUUUUAGCUUCUGACAUAACAGCAGAAACAAUGUCUAUACCAGAACAUGUGCUGACAAGCGAGUCAAUGCAUGUCCCUGAAGUUGGACACGUUGAACAUGUAGUUCAUGAUAAUGUUGAAGAAGCAGAUAUUGUCACCGAUACUCUGGGAACAGAUGUUGUUUCUGAGGAAGUCUUGGUGGCAGAUUGUGCAUCAGAGGCAGUGAUCGAUGCCAAUGGAAUCCCUGUGGAACAUCAAGAUGAGAAGGGCAACUGUGAUGAUUACCUUAUGAUUUCCUUGGAUGAUGCUGGUAAGAUAGAACAUGAAGGUUCUGCUGAAAUUACCAUGGAAGCAGAGUCAGAAAGUGGCUCUUGUAAAGUGGAUGGCAUUUGUCCAGAAGUCAUCAAGGUCUAUAUAUUCAAAGCAGAUCCUGGAGAAGACGAUUUAGGGGGCACAGUAGACAUUGUGGAGAGUGAGCCAGAGAAUGACCACGCAGUUGGAUUACUCGAUCAAAACAGCAGUAUUCGUAUUCCAAGGGAGAAAAUGGUUUACAUGACUGUAAAUGAUUCUCAGCACGAAGAUGAAGACUUAAAUGUUGCAGAAAUAGCUGAUGAGGUUUAUAUGGAAGUCAUUGUAGGAGAGGAGGAUGCCGCAGCAGCCCAUGAACAGCAAAUUGAUGACACCGAAAUUAAAACUUUCAUGCCCAUAGCUUGGGCAGCAGCUUAUGGUAAUAAUAACGAUGGCAUCGAAAGUCGGAAUGGCACUGCAAGUGCUCUUUUGCACAUAGAUGAGUCAUCUGGACUUGGGAGGUUGGCCAAGCAAAAACCAAAGAAAAAGAGGAGACCUGAGUCCAGGCAGUAUCAGACAGCAAUAAUCAUUGGCCCUGAUGGUCAUCCGUUGACAGUCUACCCCUGCAUGAUUUGUGGAAAGAAAUUUAAAUCUAGAGGUUUCUUGAAAAGGCACAUGAAAAACCACCCGGAGCACCUUCUUACUAAGAAGAAAUACAGAUGCACAGACUGUGAUUACACUACGAAUAAAAAAAUAAGUUUACAUAACCACUUGGAGAGUCAUAAGCUGACCAACAAAACAGAAAAGCUUAUUGAAUACGAUGAGUGUGGGAAAACCUUUUCUCAUGCAGGAACUUUAUUCACUCACAAGAUGGUGCACAGGGACAAAGGAGUUAAUAAAAUGCACAAGUGCAAAUUCUGCGAUUAUGAGACGGCGGAGCAAGGGUUACUGAGUCACCACCUUUUAGCUGUCCACAGCAAGAACUUUCCUCACAUUUGCGUGGAGUGUGGCAAAGGGUUUCGCCAUCCCUCGGAGCUCAAGAAGCACAUGCGGAUCCACACUGGUGAGAAGCCCUACCAGUGCCAAUACUGCGAGUACCGGUCUGCCGACUCCUCCAACUUGAAAACCCACGUAAAGACUAAACACAGUAAGGAAACGCCACUCAAGUGCGAUAUUUGUUUCCAGACUUUUUCAGAUACCAAAGAGCUACAGCAGCAUACGCUUAUGCAUCCGGAAAGUAAAACACAUCAGUGUUUGCAUUGUGACCAUAAGAGCUCAAACUCGAGUGAUCUGAAACGACACAUAAUUUCAGUCCACACAAAAGACUAUCCUCAUAAGUGUGAUAUGUGUGAUAAAGGCUUUCACAGGCCUUCGGAACUGAAAAAACACGUGGCGGCUCACAAGGGUAAAAAAUUGCACCAAUGCAGACAUUGUGACUUUAAGAUCGCAGAUCCGUUCAUUCUGAGUCGCCACAUACUCUCAGUUCACACAAAGGAUCUUCCUUUCAGGUGCAAGAGAUGUAGAAAGGGCUUCAGGCAGCAAAAUGAGCUGAAAAAACACAUGAAAACACACAGUGGCAGGAAAGUUUAUCAGUGUGAGUACUGUGAGUAUAGCACUACAGACGCCUCAGGCUUCAAACGGCAUGUUAUUUCCAUUCACACAAAAGACUACCCUCACCGGUGUGAGUAUUGCAAGAAAGGUUUCCGAAGGCCUUCAGAGAAGAACCAGCACAUUAUGCGACAUCAUAAAGAUGUUGGGCUGCCUUAAAGUCCUUUUCACAGACUUAUGGCUGGAAUUAUAAAGGAAAUUUGCCCUUCAGGCAGUUAGCUUAUUUUAAAGCCAAUCACCUGCGAUCACACCCAAAAAAAAAAAAAACAAAAAACCCAACAAAAAAAAAAUACUGUGCAUUUGAUUUGUUGCUGUAUAAAAAUAGGAUUAUUGCUUCUAGUUGACUUUUAUACCUUUUGUUCAAUAGCGUGUUCUGAAUUCUAUUCAGUUUGUUUAAUAAAUGAAGAAAAGAUGGCAACAAUAAAGUUGCAUUUAAUAAAGUAAACCCUGUCUCUUACUGAAUUUUUCAAUCGUAAUAGUUUAUUUAGAUCUAUUUAUCUUACUGACCUCGUUGAUACUCAGUGUCCAUGUUAAUGCAGUUUUGUCAUGAAUUUUAAAAAUAUGACAUUUCAAUAAAAUUGUCAGAGGUGUGUAAAAAAUGGGGAAUUGUCAUGUUGACAGUAAAUGCACUAGGGCCCACCUGAUUGUCUUGUUUUAACUAUACAGACUUUGUGGCAGGUUAACUAUUUUCUAUUUGAGGAGUUACAAAUCUCACUUUGUUGCAGAAAAAUAUUUGUGUUUUAAUUCUGGUUUCAGAGAGAAAAAAUAUUUAAAAAGUGGUUUGGGGAGGUUAUCUUUCUUGGAUGAAUUUAAAAGUAUACUCAAAUAGUACAUUUAUUGUUCUGUGCUUCUUUGAAAGGUUUUGUGUGUUACAAAUGAGUUGGGUUUUUUUCGCUUUACUUCUGUCUUAAUGUUGGAAACGUAAAAUACUCGUGUUCCAUUUGCAGAGUUAAUACUAGAUCACAACUGUCUGUAUGUGCCGGUAAAUGUACCUCAAACUUUA